UAUGGCUGUAACCUGUCAAAAAAACGAAGAAGCAAAAGAAGACGAAGAAGAACAAAUGUACUGACGCACUUCCUCAUCCCUGCAGCGGGAGUCUUCCGGCUGAGUCUUGAUUGUGUGACAGCCACUGAUCCCUGAUGAUUGUAAGCCAGCUCACCGUAAGAGGCAUUAUAAAGUCACAACUCUAUGCUUCUCUAAGGAAAGAUUGGAACCGUCACACAAUGGCUAGGCCCAGUUCAGACCUGGCAGCGUUCAGAAAAAUCUUCUUAAAGGCCUCCAAUAUAGCCAUCAUCACUGGCGCAGGGGUGAGUGCCGAGAGUGGAGUCCCCACCUUCAGAGGUGCGGGAGGCUACUGGAGAAAAUGGCAAGCUCAGGAACUUGCCACUCCUGAAGCCUUCUCCAGGAACCCUUCACGUGUGUGGGAGUUUUACCACUACCGUCGAGAAGUCAUGCUCACGAAAAAUCCUAAUCCCGCUCACCUGGCCAUUGCAGAGUGUGAGGAGCAACUGGGCAGACAGGGCCGGAAGGUCACUGUCAUCACUCAGAACAUUGAUGAACUUCAUCGUCGGGCUGGAUCCAAAAACAUCCUUGAAAUUCACGGAAGUCUUUUUAAAACUCGAUGUAAAAGUUGUGGCCACGAGGCAUCGAAUUACAACAGCCCCAUUUGUGCUGCUCUGGAGGGCAAAGGAGCUCCAGACCCAGACACACUUGAUGUUCAAAUCCCUGUCCAGGACCUGCCCAGGUGUAAUCGAGCAGGAUGCUCUGGUCUUCUGAGGCCAGCUGUUGUAUGGUUUGGGGAGGCCCUUGAUUCGGACAUCCUCAGUCAAGCAGAGAAAGUGCUGGAUGGCUGUGACCUCUGCUUAGUGGUUGGCACUUCGUCCGUGGUGUAUCCUGCAGCAAUGUUUGCUCCUCAGGUGGCUGCAAGAGGUGUACCUGUGGCCGAGUUCAACAUGGAAAACACACCUGCCACAAUGCGUUUCAGGUUUCACUUUCAUGGACCCUGUGGGACCACCUUGCCCCCUGCACUAAGUUCCCCAAAACAACAAUGAAAAUCAGAUCACUAAACACAGAAAAGACUAGCAAAUAAUUAUUAAACAUAUUUAUUUAACCAGAGCCCAGUAUGAGCAAUGAAGAUGGAGAGGUUAUUCUGUAUUAAACAGGUAUCAAACAGGACCUUUGAAUGCAAUUUAAUAUAUUUUUUAAUAAAGGUAUGUACAUUUGUCAGACACAAAAUUAGAUUUGACUGCAUAAUCUACUUUACACACACAGCUCUUCAGUCACAUUACAGUGGUAAAUAUUAAGUAGGAUGUACUAAUACUACUGCACUACUACAAACAACUGCAAUAAUAAACAUUUUGUUAAACAAAUGCACAGUGACAAUUCAAGCAAUGUUGUCAUUGGUAAAGGUUGAAUUUGUCACAAAAUCUUUAGUAUGGCACACAUCUUUGGGUGUAACUCAGAAAGUGUGUGGUGUGUGUAUAUUGCAGUACUGUUCAGUCAAAUGUUAUUGAAUGUGUUCCAGCAGGGGGCAGUGUUAAGCCACCGUCUCUGUUUAAAGUCCAUGUGAGGGAAUAACUUUUUUUCCUUCUGGUAGAAAUUCAAGCACUAGCUUGUAAAUAUGGUGUCUGGUAUAUGUACCGUAAGGGAGAAAGACAUGUUCUGUUUGACCAAGGAAGGGAUUUUUAAGUAACGAAAACAUUUACAAUGAAAACCCAAUAUAAAAUGAUCACAGAUCUUUGACUAUAAUUAUUAGUACAGUGGUACCUCAGUUUACAUGCUUAAUUGAUUGUGUGACGGACUUUGAUUUGAGAAUACUUUAUUCUCAAAUCAGUCUUUUCCUAUUGAAAUUAAUUGCAAUUAGAUUCAGUCCAUACAGGAAUUUGCAAAAUUCAACAAAUUCCAGUGAAUUAUGUGCAGCAUCGCAACUUUGUCUAAUGCCUGCAACUUCUAAAUGUGUUGGAACAUAAAUUAAUGUUUAAGGUGGAC
This is a messenger RNA of Entelurus aequoreus (snake pipefish), 1983 nucleotides long. RefSeq names its product NAD-dependent protein deacylase sirtuin-5A, mitochondrial-like. Bases 135 to 1046 code for a protein of 303 amino acids. The transcript is spliced from 9 exons. Gene Ontology annotation, molecular function: protein-malonyllysine demalonylase activity; NAD+ binding; protein-succinyllysine desuccinylase activity. The record is from RefSeq and is a predicted model, not a curated record. NCBI's taxonomy places the organism in Eukaryota, Metazoa, Chordata, Actinopteri, Syngnathiformes, Syngnathidae.